AUGGAGCCAACACACAGAGCUUUGCCCGUAGGAUUCAGGUUUCGUUCUACAAACUGUGAGAUUUCAAACUAUUUUUUGAAGAAAAAAGCUUUAGGACAACCCAUGAAAGCUCGUACGAUACCUGAAGAGUGUCAUGAUAUCUUCUCAAGACAUCCGCAUGAUCUGCCUGGUUAUCCAAGUGAAGAACAUUGGUACUAUUUUUGCAGAAAACGUGACAACCAAGUUACUAGUAACUCUCAUAAUCUCUGGACACCAAUCGGAGAAGAAACCAAUGUGCUAGAUCCAAAGAAUAAUGAUGCAUUAGUUGGUAUUAAGCGUCGGUUUACUCUUAUUGCGCAAGAAGAAGAAGAAUCUGAUAAUAUUUGUUUAUCUGAUGAUGAAGAAGCUUUAAAGUAUAAUUGGUUCAUGGAUGAAAUUAGCCUCCCACAAACAGUAGCGAAUACUGAUUGGGUUUUAUGCCAUAUUUUUGGCAAGAAGACUAAACCCGAAACUACUGAUUUGUCCACAAUCGAUUCCGAAUCCGAAUAG
Messenger RNA from Arabidopsis thaliana (thale cress), 528 nucleotides. RefSeq names its product NAC (No Apical Meristem) domain transcriptional regulator superfamily protein. Bases 1 to 528 code for a protein of 175 amino acids. Gene Ontology annotation, biological process: regulation of DNA-templated transcription; DNA-templated transcription. Lineage: Eukaryota; Viridiplantae; Streptophyta; Magnoliopsida; Brassicales; Brassicaceae. Gene Ontology annotation, molecular function: DNA binding. The transcript has 2 exons. The record is from RefSeq and is marked reviewed. Gene Ontology annotation, cellular component: nucleus.